This is a messenger RNA of Mesorhabditis belari, 906 nucleotides long. The record is from the annotation of a GenBank genome assembly. NCBI's taxonomy places the organism in Eukaryota, Metazoa, Nematoda, Chromadorea, Rhabditida, Rhabditidae.
AUGUUGUGCGUGAAUGGAGGAUUGGAUUUGAAUGAAAAUCGGGUUCAAAAUGUCGCCAAUGCACUCGUCGAAGCGCCAUCAUCGACGACAAGUCUCCCAAAUCCUCAACGUGAAUCGCAAUGCCCAUGCAAUCGCCUAACAGCUUACAACGAUAUCGUUUUAAUAAUAGAAAGCACUGAUGAUGUGAAGAAGGAGAACUUUGAUAAGUGGGUAUCGUUUGGCAAAGAAACACUGGCCGAGAUGUCGAUCGGUCUUGAUGCGGAAACCGAGCAACAACUCGGUGUGCUUACCUAUGAUGGACAGGUGCACGAGGUUGCCGGUUUAAAAACCUAUAGAAGUAAAUCGGAAAUGUUGAAAGCCGAUUGGGCGUUUAGUGGUGGAAGUGGAAGCAAUCUGGCAGGUGCAAUCGAUAAAGGAGAGGACUAUUUAUCCACCUCUUCACCAGAUCAACGACCAACUUCGCGAAAAGUGAUGCUCAUCUUUGCCUCCACCUAUUACCAAGAUCCAAAUGAACUCGAUUCACCAAUCGAUUCCGCACGAAAUUUCAAAGAAAACGAUGGGAUCAUUAUUGUAGUUGGCUUUGGUGGUUUACACGGUGAAGUGAACGCGACACUUCGUCAAGUGGCAAGUGCUGGAUAUUUUCUGCAAAUUGCUGCACUAGGGGCAAAUGAGGAUGACGAUGCAGUGGCAAAGGAAACAAUAAUCCAAUUGUUAUGCGCAGCGAAUUGUUUCUGCCCUGGGGACUUCGAUGACAAUACAAACAAAUUCGUUGGAGCGUCGUUUAGUCCACUUGGGAUACCAAAUGGUGGAUGUUUCUGGGAUUCAACAAUUUCUCCAUCUUUACCAAUUCCCGAUGAUGACAAGACGUGUGCUGUACUUCGAUAUGAUCAAUAUCAAGCAGUUAAA